Messenger RNA from Arxiozyma heterogenica, 1296 nucleotides. It is a transcript of the gene FMP48, whose product is annotated as protein kinase FMP48. Gene Ontology annotation, biological process: protein phosphorylation; mitotic DNA damage checkpoint signaling. Gene Ontology annotation, molecular function: ATP binding; protein serine/threonine kinase activity. Bases 1 to 1296 code for a protein of 431 amino acids. Gene Ontology annotation, cellular component: cytoplasm; nucleus. The transcript has a single exon. NCBI's taxonomy places the organism in Eukaryota, Fungi, Ascomycota, Saccharomycetes, Saccharomycetales, Saccharomycetaceae. The record is from RefSeq and is a predicted model, not a curated record.
AUGAAAAACCUUAACCAAUAUCCUUUUACUGAUAUCAAACCUCUACAAACAGGUUCAUUUAGCACAGUUUACAGAGCAUGGUCCUAUUCAUUGAAUAAAUAUGUUGCAUUAAAAGUUGUACCUAAAGAUAAAACAUCACAAAAUAUUCUAUAUAAUGAAGUUGAAAUAAUGAGAACUUUAGGUGACACACAUCCUAAUAUCUGUCAAAUGUUGGACUUCUUUGAAGAUGAAUUAAAUUAUAUAAUUGUAUUGGAAUACUGUGAAUGUGGUGAUCUAUAUGAUUUUCUUGAUAUUGCCAAAAGACAAGGAGAUUCUACUGCACCAUCAUUAAUACAACUGAAUUUUCAAACAUUGACAAAACAACUCUUCUCUGCAUUAUAUUAUACUCAUUCUUUGGGGAUUGCUCAUAGAGAUAUCAAGCCCGAAAAUAUCCUACUAACAAAAAAUGGUGACAUUAAAUUAGCUGAUUGGGGACAUGCUACUUUUGAAGAGACUUCCACUGAAUUCCAUAUUGGUACUGACAAUUAUCGUGCUCCAGAAACAUUUUACGAUAGGAAUGGUUACAAUACAAAAGUAUCAGAUUAUUGGUCCCUCGGUGUAACAAUUCUUUCACUAAUAUUUGGUCAAAGUCCGUUUAAAUCUGCUGCCUUGAAUUUAAAUAAUACUCCCGAAAAAUAUUCGAGAGAAACAAAUUCAUGUUCCAAUUUCCAUUAUUACUUAAAAAACCCUUAUCAGUUUAUCAAUGACUAUUAUCUGGCACCAAUACUUGCAGUUAGGGAUAAACAACCGUGUAACUAUCGCAAUGGUAGAGCAGCAACUUUUGUAUGGGAAGAUAUGGUUAAUAUACAUUAUGUGAUGAGUUUUUGCUAUAUUAUAGUAGAUACAUUAAUCACUAUCGAUGUCAAAAAAAGAAAUUUUUUCAAGUGUAUUGAUGUGUGUGAUGUUUUUUGGUCCAUAUAUCAAGGACAGCAUUCAAAAGGUAAAUUUGUGCAAUUGCAUAUAUACAAGGAAAGUUUAUCUACACCAACAUCCUUACGAGAAUUACAAAAAUGUUUAUCUGUUGACAAGAACACAUCUUCUUUAAAUUCACAUGCAUCCACACACUCAUUAACGAUCGCUACUCUAGAUGAAAAUAACAAAAGAUUUUAUAAUAAUACAGUAACACAUAAUCCAGGAGAUGGGAUUCCCAAUGGUGUGACUCCUAUUCGUCAUUCUAAUAAUUUUCCAUAUAAAGACGUUGCAAACGUUGCUUAUAACAUUACAUCACAUACAUCAUUAUACAAUCAAGUAGCAUAA